Molecule: messenger RNA, 403 nt
Organism: Prorocentrum cordatum
Lineage: Eukaryota; Dinophyceae; Prorocentrales; Prorocentraceae
Source: the annotation of a GenBank genome assembly
GAUUUGGAGGAAGCCAAUCGCCGCCGUCAGCAGCUUAAAGAAUCUAUUUCCGAGAUGGCCAAGACCCUUUUCGAGCCCGUCAUAGAGAAGGCAGGUGCUGUUCGCGCAGAGCACGCUGCUUGCCUGGCGAGGCUCCAGCCCAAGCGCCGUCGCGGCAACGACGGCGAGGCCACCUCGACAGCAGCGCCAGCAGUGGGGGCCUCGGGUGCGGCUGCGGGCUCAUCACCGGUGCCUUCGCCAGAUGGAGACGCCAACGACUCGGGCAGCUCGCGUGCCCCUCGCGGGGUUUCGCAGGGUCUCUCGCAGCCCGCGGCCCAGCGUGCACGCCAGGAGGUCGGGCGCAUCGCGGCCAUGGUCGACAGACGGGCUGCGGAGUCGCUUGCUGGCGAGCCCAGUGACCGCG